Stylophora pistillata is the source of this 606-nucleotide messenger RNA. Its product is annotated as TNF receptor-associated factor 4-like. The record is from RefSeq and is a predicted model, not a curated record. NCBI's taxonomy places the organism in Eukaryota, Metazoa, Cnidaria, Anthozoa, Scleractinia, Pocilloporidae.
AUGGAGUCUCAUAUAGACUUAGCAACAAGUUCCCAUCUUCAUUUAGUUCACUUAAAGCUAAAUAAUACAGAAGAUGAGUUGAAGAACACAAAAGCUGAGUUAGAGAAGGCCCUGCAACAAUUACAGUUGUCAAGCAUAAAACAUACCAACUCUUUUCUUUGGCGGAUUGAAGGUUUCAGUAAGAUUCUCAGAAGAGCACAGAAAAAAGAUGAAACCGAAAUAGAAAGUGAUCCAUUCUACACAAAUACUGAAACAGAAUGUUAUGGCUACAAGUUAAAAGUAAUUGUUUGUCCUAACGGUGAUGGCGAUGGAGAAAAAACUCACCUUUCUGUAUACAUUGUUAUAAUGAAAGGUGAAUAUGACGCAAUAUUGCCCUGGCCUUUCUCUAAAAAAGUGAAGUUCACGUUAAUUGAUCAAGAGGAGGAUCCGGAUCAACGGCAAAACAAAACUCAUAAGUUCGUUUGGCAAGAUUGUGAAAGCUUGGCAAGGCCCGUGACAGGCGAAAACGAUGGAGUGGGUAGUCCAAAAUUUGUAUCUCAUGAGGAACUUAAUUCGAGACGCUUCCUUGUGGAUGACACCUUGUUUCUUCUGGUUGACAUUGAGUGA